CGGUCGCUCGAACACGAACGCGCACCGCCCUACUCCACUCGCUCUAGUGGCACUGUGGCACUCGAGGGGGAAUUGGCUUCUCGGCCAUCUCAUCCCUGCCCGGCACGCCCCCGCUCCCCUUCCUCCCCCAACCCCAACUUCGCCGCCGCCGCCGCAUUUGCCGUCGGUUCCUCGCUGCAGUGCGCUCCUCGUCGGGCCUCAGGCGAUGUCCGAUAGUGGCACGUGGGCGAACCCUUCUUCACACGGAUUUGGAUCGGAGUCGAGCGGCAUGGCGAGCCGCGUCAGAGAGCCGGCGGCGAGGAGCAACAGCGGCGCGGGAAGCAAGGACUCGGGCAGCUUCGAGUGCAACAUCUGCCUGGACCUGGCCCAGGACCCCGUGGUCACCCUCUGCGGCCACCUCUUCUGCUGGCCCUGCCUCUAUGAGUGGCUCCACGUCCACGCGCACUCCCAGGAGUGCCCCGUCUGCAAGGCCGUCGUUGAGGAGGAGAAGCUCGUCCCCCUCUAUGGCCGUGGCAGUACCUCCACCGCCCCCCGGGCGAGGUCCGUGGCCGGUGUGCAAAUCCCGAGCAGGCCAACUGGGCAGCGGCCGUCCACCGCCCCGCAGCCUGACCACAACCAUUACCCGCAGCAGAACCCGUGGUUCGUGGGCGCUGGUGGCGCCCCUGUAGCUGGCGGUCGGUGGGGGAAUUACACUUUCUCGGCCGCCAUUGGAGGGCUGUUCCCUUUGCUGAGCUUCCAGGUGCAUGGGUUCCCGCAGGCGACAGCAUAUGGGCCUGCCGCUGGGUUUCCUUAUGGGUAUGGCCAUUCUUUCCAUGGGUGGCAUGGCCAUGGAUUCCCGCGCCAGGCGCCGCAGGGCCAGCAGGUUGAUUCAUACUUGAAGGUGCUGCUGCUGCUGGUUGGUGUGCUUGUAAUUGCCAGCCUGAUCGCGUUUUAGAUGAUGUGCAGUUGGAGCUACUGCUGAUCUUUGUCGUUGUGCUCGCUAGUUAUAGCAUGAUUGCAUCUUAGGUAGCUCCCAUGGUUUGAUGUCAGUGUGGAGAGAAGUAGUAGAAGAUGCUUCGGCCGGUAAUAGUACUUGUGAUAAUGGGUGGCAGCUGGUAUUUUCGUUGUGUAAAGUUGCCAUUGAAGUUUAUAGUUGCAUUAGUUGUGCUCUUGCCUUGAAAUUUGGCCAUGUUUAUAUUUCUUCAAGUGAUGUUUGCAAAGUAAUUUGUAUUAUCUUCUGUA
Molecule: messenger RNA, 1221 nt
Organism: Phragmites australis (common reed)
Lineage: Eukaryota; Viridiplantae; Streptophyta; Magnoliopsida; Poales; Poaceae
Exons: 2
Coding region: 206-934 (242 amino acids)
Biological process (GO): ubiquitin-dependent protein catabolic process
Cellular component (GO): endoplasmic reticulum
Molecular function (GO): metal ion binding; ubiquitin-like protein conjugating enzyme binding; ubiquitin protein ligase activity
Source: RefSeq, a predicted model, not a curated record